This is a messenger RNA of Prosopis cineraria, 2126 nucleotides long. RefSeq names its product xylan glycosyltransferase MUCI21-like. Gene Ontology annotation, molecular function: glycosyltransferase activity. The transcript is spliced from 3 exons. Bases 579 to 2111 code for a protein of 510 amino acids. NCBI's taxonomy places the organism in Eukaryota, Viridiplantae, Streptophyta, Magnoliopsida, Fabales, Fabaceae. The record is from RefSeq and is a predicted model, not a curated record.
AGUGGAUUCCCAACCUUAGUAAAAAUAUUAGUAUUUUUUCGGCCAACGUAAAAACAUUAGGAUUUGCAUGCAAUAUUUAAUGACAAUUAUAAUUAUUAUUUUAAUAAAAAAAUACUAAAAUCAUUUUGGUUCACAUCACGAGUGGCUAUUAAGCCAGCAACAAGAAGGUUCCGGUCAGCGUCAAGCAGACCCUCCUUGGAAGGUUUCUGUUCAAUCCCGUCGUCAUUCUGUGUACACGCUUUUCUAUGGAUACAGCUAUUCACAGCACACAACAAAGUCAUCUUCCUCAAUCUCCCCCUUCUCGUGUAAGCCUCCUCUGAAGUUUUCAUUCUUUUGCUUUCCCCUUCCCAUUUCCUCGACUAUUUCUUCCCCUCGUUGCAAAUCUCUAUAACCAAGUUCCAAGGCAGCUCAAAACUCUCUACUCCACCUCUGCAUAUGUAUUGUAGUUCUCUUCAUCAGACUUCGCUCUCACAAGAAAGAAUAAAGUGUCAUUUUUUCCCACUCGCUUCUUCCUCUCUGCAUCUUUCUGCGCAAGUCUGGUGUCGUUGAGGGAUAAAAAUCCUACAUUUAGGGAAGAGAUGGUCCAAUAUCUUCGGCACCAUCAGCUUAGGAAAGGAGGGGAAUCCAUAAAAGACGACGUGUCCCAAAAUGAAAAUCUCGACCCUGGCUAUUGCAAGAGAACCAGGUCCAGGUUGUUCUCUCUCUUCUUUCUCACUCUGCUCUCUUGCUGCUUCGUGUUAGCACCUUCCUUCAUCGGCUUCUCCUUCAAUCUGCCCCACCUGUACCCUCUUGGGACGGAAAAUGACCAGGCCAUGUUCGGGUUGUGCUCUUCAGUUUCCAGUGGAACUAUAUGUUGUGAUAGGACUGGUUACCGUUCUGAUAUCUGCAUGAUAAAAGGGGAUGUAAGAACACACUCUUCCUCUUCGUCAAUCUUCCUUUACAAUUCCAUCAGCCUCAAUAUGACUAAUGUGUCAAGAAGAGCCGCAAGCGGUAAACAGGACAAUGAUCGGGUACUCCAGCACGAAAAGAUCAAGCCAUAUACUCGAAAAUGGGAAGCAAGUGUCAUGGACACCAUUGAUGAACUUAACAUCAUUUCGAAGAGAGUGAGUUUGGGUACUGAUAAUCAUAGUUGCGAUGUCCAUCAUGAUGUUCCUGCCUUGUUCUUCUCUACUGGAGGCUAUACCGGCAAUGUUUAUCACGAAUUCAAUGACGGAAUCAUACCUUUGUUCAUCACUUCUCAGCAUUUUAACAAACAGGUUGUGUUCGUCAUCCUGGAAUACCACAGUUGGUGGAUCAUGAAGUAUGGAGACAUCCUUUCUCAUCUAUCAGCCUUUCCUGCCAUUGAUUUUAAUGCAGACAACCGAACCCAUUGCUUCCCUGAAGCCAUUGUUGGUCUGAGAAUCCAUGAUGAGCUUACCGUGGAUUCUAGCUUGAUGAAAGAUAACAAGAGCAUCGUUGAUUUUCGAAACCUUCUGGAUCGAGCUUACUGGCCUCGGAUCAAGGGCUUGAUUCAAGACGAGGCAAAGGAAGCACAAGAUGGAUUAUUCCCUGUAUUAACAGAAAAUCAAGGGAACAAACCUAAGUUGACUAUUCUAUCAAGAACAGGAUCAAGAAUGAUAACCAAUGAGAAUUUGCUGGCGAAGAUAGCAGGUGAAAUUGGGUUUAAAGUUGAAGUUUUAAAGCCAGGCAGAACGACAGAAUUGGCAAAGAUUUAUAGAGCACUUAAUGCAAGUCAGGUCAUGAUUGGGGUACAUGGUGCAGCUAUGACGCACUUCCUGUUCAUGAGGCCCAGUUCUGUGUUCAUUCAAGUUAUUCCUCUGGGAACUUCAUGGGCAGCAGAAACAUAUUACGGUGAGCCUGCAAAAAAGCUUGGAUUAAAAUAUAUUGGGUAUAGAAUUCACGCCAAAGAAAGCUCUUUGUAUAGAAGGUAUGAUAGAGAUGAUCCUGUUUUAAGAGAACCAGAAAGCAUUAACAAGAAGGGGUGGGAAUACACUAAGAAGAUCUAUCUUGAUAGCCAAAAUGUUACGUUGGAUCUCAAAAGAUUCCAGAAAAGGUUACGUCGUGCUUAUGAAUACAGUGUUUCGAAAUUAAAGAUGCAUCUAUCUCAAUAAACUUCAUUUGUUUCA